Messenger RNA from Closterium sp. NIES-65, 4587 nucleotides. The record is from the annotation of a GenBank genome assembly. NCBI's taxonomy places the organism in Eukaryota, Viridiplantae, Streptophyta, Zygnematophyceae, Desmidiales, Closteriaceae.
AUGGCGCCUGUUCUCUCCUCCGCGCCGCGGUUAUUCGCCGGACUUUCCCCCACCGCCCCCUCCUCUACCUCAGCGCGGCAGCAGCAGGAACCGCUCGAUCUUAACGCGCGGCGCCGCCUCGAGAUCGACGCGCAGGGCCGCCCGUCUACCGCUUCCGCCGCCGGCACUUCCCCUUCCGUGCAUCCCCCGCAUAUGCGGCACCCCGCCGGCCGGCACAGUGACCCAAAUGUCGCCGCUGUCUUUGCCGCGGGCGCCGCCGGCGGCAGCGCUUCUGCUUCUGCUGCCGCCAGUGGCGGCGGCAACGGGGGUGGCGGCGCAGGGUUAGGAGACGCGGGAGCGGCGGCGAAUGCGGAGAGUGAUAUGGAGACGGAAUUGACGCUGCACCUAGACUUCGACCGCAUCUUUCGCAAGAGCUCCAGCGGCCGAUUGCCGUCGUCUGCGAAAGGCUCUGCGACAGUCCCUGCGACGCCGCCGCUGUCGUCCAAGACUCCCAAGAGCAUCCACGAGUGGCCCGAGGACGACGUCGCGACGCCCGGCGACGUCGCAACUCCCGCUGCAAGCACAUCUGCGUGGUCUCCUCUUCCCAAAACAGCCGGAGCGCGCGGAUUUAACUCAGGGAGCGACUCGGACAGCGAGAGAGGGCUAGUGACGACAUCGUCCUCGGGCGCGCCUCGGGGAGCUACUAGUAUUGGAGCGAAAGAAGGUGCACUUGGCGCGUCGCGAAGGGAUGUUCGGCCGCGUGACUUGCGGCGGGACGGCAGUUCGAGCCGCUCUGGCAGCGCCGCGGGGAGCGGCAGCGGCAGCGGAAGCGGAAGCGCGUUCGCAGCAACGGGGGAUCUAGAGGCCGAGGCGCGAAGGGUCGCGUUGCCUGAGUCACCCCUGGCCGGCGGACAGGCGGGGCUAGAACGUGCCGGCCGCGGCGGGCGCGGCGGGCGGAUUGGCGCAAUGGUCGGCGCAGUGGCGGUCGCGGCGCUGGGGAACGCCGCGCGGUCGGCUGGCGGGGGACGGCGGAUGUUCAAGAGCAAGUCUCUCACCGAUCAGCGCUUCCCGCACGCGGCCGCAGCGGCAGCGGCGGCGGGCGCUGGGGGACCGAGGAAUCCCGCGACGGCGGGCGCAACGUCCGCGCUUCCGCCAGUGGCAGCAGGGUCGUCGAGGCGCGCGAUAAAGAGCGUUUCGCUGUCAGAGUCCGCCUGGGCUUCCGGCGGCGCAGGCGCGGCGGCCAACGCGGUCCUCGGGGGCCGCCCGCCGGUUGCGCCGACAGCGGCGUCCGGUGCUGCGUCGCGGGGAGCGGCGGACGGCGCAGGCGCAGAGGCGGGUGCGCCAGGGAGUCCGCUGCUGGGCGGAGCGGCGCGCUGGACCUCCGGCAUGGGGAAGCGGAAGAGCAAGUCGGGUCCGGUGCGGCUGCGCAAGGGGCAAGCUGCGGCUUUAGCCGCCGUAGCAGCCGCGCGCGCGGCGGGGAGCAGGGGAGAGCUUAGUGGCGCGUCUCCUCCUCCGCGGAGCCUCCUCCUCCGCAGCUUGGACCUGGAUGCGCGCGCGCAUGAGCCGCGCAUUCCGCCGCGCGCGGCGGAGGCGCCGGCCGUUCCGAAGCUGCGGAAUGCUGGCGGGAGCAAUGGCGGCGAUGCGGUGGAAGGAUUCGAGAAUCCCCUGUUUAAGCAGAGCGAGGUCAAUGCCGACGCGGGGAUUGCGCCGCCGGUGGCGCCGCCACCAGCGGGAGCAGCGGCGUUGGUGGUGGGAAUGGGGGACGGAGGAAACGGCGCGACAGACGCGUCCGUGGAUGGUUCUUUGAGCGAGAGAGGAGGAGAGCGGGAAGGAGAUGGCGGAGGCGACGCUGGGAAAGGCGGAGGCGGAGCAAGCGCAGAUGGCGGAGUAAGCGCAGGCGGGUUCUCUAUUCCGCUUCUACCCUCCCCGACACUGCCCGCGCCAGCGACGGCCACGGCUAGCCUAUGGACCCACGGGCUGGGCAGGCGCAAGAGCAAGUCGGGGCCGCUGCGCCCGCGCAAGGCGCAGGCUGGCGGCGCAGGCGCGGGCGGAGGAGGAGGAGCAGGCGCUGGGGAAGUUUCACGCGAGGGUGGGGAUCUGAGCGCUGCCCCUCCCGCUGCGCCCCCUUCCCUGGCGGGCGAGGGGCGCCAGCAUGUGCGCGAAAUGGGGGGAGGAUUGGCGGAAGCGGGGGAGGUGGGCGUGGGGGGAAGUGGCUAUCUGGAAGAGAUGAGAAUCAGCGGCGGAGGAGGAGGGGGCGGGGGCGGGCAGUAUGGCAGUGGUAUCCGUGUUGGUGCUGCUGAUGGUGGUGGUGAUGGUGGUGGUGCUAGUGUUGGCGAUAAGGCGAGCAGGAACGCGUUUUGGAACUAUGGCAUGGGCAGGAGGAAGAGCAAGUCAGGCCCGCUGAAACCCCGCAGGCGAGCAGCCCCAGGAGCAGCAACAGCAGCAGCAUCAGGAGGAGGAGAAGCAGGAGCAGGAGCAGGAGCAGGAGCAGGAGUAGGCGGCGUAACAGGAGGUAAAAGAGGAGGAGGAGGAGAAGGGGCCAGCAGCGGGACCGGACUGGGUGCGGUGGCGGAAAGCGUGGUUGACGCACGGGCGAGAGCGCGGAGGGCGCCGUCCCCUCCCCCUCGCCUCUUCUCCAGAAGCCACACGGACUUUGGGGCAGGCAGAGAGCGGCAGGGAGGGUGGAAGGCGUUUAUCAGCGGCGCCGCAUUAUCAUCGUCGUCAUCAUCAGCGGCGGCUGCUGCGGCGGCGGCAGCGCGUCCUGCCAUGCACUCGCCGCUCUUCUCGCCCGACCCCUGGGGUAGCAUUCAGGAGCCUUUCUCUGAUGCUGCUGCUGCUGCUGCUGCUGCUGCUGCUGCUGCCUCGCCUGUGCCUCGCUUCCCACCUGGCUCGGCUGACUCCGCCUUGCUGCUCCUUCCUGGCAUUUCCUCCGCCCCUGCUGCUGCUGCUGCUAACCCUGUUGCUGGUACUCCCAGUAUCGUAGGUUCUGCAGGAGGAGGAGGAGGAGGAGGAGGAGGAGGAGGAGGAAGUGGGGUUGGUACCACUCCCGAGCCUGCUGUCGCAUACCACCGUGGCUCUUACGGUGGUGGUUCCUGGGAUCUUACUGCUGUUGAACGCCCCUCGGCUCCGCCCUUCCCCCCCUCGCUCUUCCCCAAGUCCCAGUCCCACCCUGACGACCACACAGAGCGAUACAAGCACCGGCACAGGCUCGUGCAUAUGGGCGGCUUGCAGGGCCACGCGCAGGGGGAGCGCGGGGGGCGCGGGGAGGGCGCGGGGCAUGGGGAGCGGGGCCGUUUUGAGGGGCUUCAGGGUAUGAUGGGGGGGCUGCAUGGGGGGGUGGGAGGAGUUGGGGGUGGUGGGGGGCGAGUGAGGCGCAACAGUGACGGUAGUGUGGUGGGCGUGUCAAGGGGCUUUCAGCCCGGGUGCAAUCCGCUCAUGAGCGCUCUCAUUGGCAGAGGCGCUGGCUUUGCCGCCGCUUCUCCUGCUGAUUCUCCUGCUGCUUCUCCUGCUGCUGCUGUGGAUAAUGGUAUUUAUGAUGAGGAGUAUGGGAUUCCUGCCGGGACCUCUCGUGCAUCAGCAGGAGCAGCAGCGUUCCUGAGCGUGGCUCAAGCGCCGUCGGGCCGAGCUGCGCUGCUGCUCGAAGCAGAGUCUGGCCUCAUUGUUGCGGCUAGCCCUGCUGCCGUCGCACACGCAUUCCCUCUCUCUGCUGCUGCUGCUGCUGUGUUGAAAAGCGCUGCUGCUUCUGCUCCUUUUGCAGCUGUUGCUGGUGAUGGUGGUCUUGUUCACGAUACUGUGGCUGGGGUCACGAGGAGAGGUGAAGCUAGGGGGGUGAGCGGCGUUGAAGGGGCAUUGGGGAGGGAGAGGGGGAGCGAGAGAACAAGGGAGAGGGAGAGGGAGGUGCAGCUGGAGGGGAGGCGAGUGUGGGAGCUGAGUGGGGGGCGGAUGCGGCCUCUGGACUGGCACAUGGCCACGGAGGCUCUGGAACGAGCCGAGUCCGUCAAGAUCAGGUUCCGUUUCACAUCCCUAUCAUCGUUCGGCCCACACUCUCUCCCUCACUCGUCCCAGCCCACUCCUCUCACCGGCUCUGCCUCUUCCUCCUCCGCCGCCCCCGACGCUCCACCUCUGCACGCGCAAGUGGUGGACCUGCAGCUGUGGCGCGCUGUACAGGUGGCAGGCAGGAAUUGGCUGGUGAUGGGAUGGCUAGAGGCUGUGGAGAGAGAGGAGCGGGGCCGGCUGGGUACUCUCGAGGAAAGGGGCAGUGGUAGUGGAGGGGAGGAGGAGGAGGAUGAGGAGGAGGAUGAGGAUGGGGAUGAGGAUGAGGAUUUAUGGGAGAAGGUACAGGUACGGGCUCAGUGGUACCAGCAACGUGAGCAUGGGGUAGAGCGAAAGCGAGGGGAGCAAAGGCAAGGGCAGCAGGGGCAGCAGGGGGAGCAGGGGGAGCAAGGGCAACAGGGACACCGGCAGGGGGAGGAGGGGGGGCAGCAGAAGGAAGGAGGGGUGGGGGAGUCGGAAGGAGGGCAGCAGCGGGGUGGGAUGUGGGCGGGUAGGCCAAGGGGUGGCAUCAUGUGCAGCAGCUUUGGCAGCAGCAGCACCGGUGCAUGGGGAUAG